AUGGUUGAUCUAGGUCCUGGUUCAGCUCCCCAACGAGCAGGCAGAAAGCUCUGGCAGCUACACUAUUACAAAGAAAACGUUAUGGAGAGUAAAGAGUUUCCAGUUGACGCUGGUAACCCACUUAAGUACCGUCCACAGCCAGUCCCAUCAUACGAGAACCGUCUCUCCAUCCCAUUCUUCGUCCGCUUCUCAGCAGCCACCGCGGGCGCUGUUCUCACUGGAGCCGCUCUGGGCGUCUCUCACGGAGGCAAACUAGCAGGCAUGCGUUUCCGAGCGGAGAACUCACACCGUUUUCCCGCCACCUCUACGGGAUGGUACCUGUACCACAAAAGCAAGAAUUACCACGUGAUGCUAGGAGGGAUUAAAGAAGGGUUGAAGAUGGGCUCCAAGAUCGGUUUUUGGACUGGAAGCUUCUUCUUAGUCGAGGAAGCCGUUGAUGAAUGGCGUGGGACGAAAGAUUUCCUAUCGACUGUCGUAGCUGGAAUGACUAUUGCUGCGGGUUUCAGUGGACAGCCUUGGAAUAUACUACCCCUGAACACCGCAGCGCGAACCAUCCGGAUAGGGUUAUAUGGCGGCCUGGCGUUUGGGCUGGCACAAGAUGCUCUUGGCCUAGCACGAGGCAGGCGGUUGGGCUACGUAGACUUCUUGUUGGGUAGAAACCGAGAUACCUCGGAGCUACAAGAAGUUAAGGGGCGUCGUGGUGGCUAUCGGGCUCACGAUCGAAGUGACGAGGCUCAUGAUGAUCCUGGUCCUAGGCCCUGUGGGGCUUCGGUUGGGGGCGGUGGCACGCCACAGGAUGAUGGCAAUUUCCAAGAGCAGGAAGGACGACUCGUUCCAUACACGUUCCCAAUGCUACAGCCAGAUCACGCGGUAUUUCUUGUCAGGACUUUCAACGUCCGCACGAGCAAGAUCAAGCAAUCGUGUGAAGAAAACUACAUCUGCAUGGAUAAAUCAAAAAACUUUAAGACCAACAUCGUUCCACUUCUAAGCACCCUGACGAGCAAGGACCGCGAUACCUACCACAAAGCAGUUAAGAAGUUGAAGGACGAGAAUGAAAUCAAAAGCCUCAUGCCAUGGGGCCCUAGCGGUGCAAAGACUGCCUUCGAUCGCGGCUACGACGCAGGGUUAGCUAGUGUGCGUCGUGACCACAAGACUAAGGGCGGGCAGUCUGACCCGCGUGCUGUGCGCAAACAAGUCAACCACACGAGCUACGCUUAUGGGCCGAGUAGGCACGAGCCUUUGCGGCAGAAAGACUUGUCACCGUAUCACAAAUCCACCAUCUAG
This is a messenger RNA of Letharia lupina, 1284 nucleotides long. RefSeq lists its product as uncharacterized. The record is from RefSeq and is a predicted model, not a curated record. Bases 1 to 1284 code for a protein of 427 amino acids. The transcript has 3 exons. Lineage: Eukaryota; Fungi; Ascomycota; Lecanoromycetes; Lecanorales; Parmeliaceae.